Molecule: messenger RNA, 1206 nt
Organism: Penicillium malachiteum
Lineage: Eukaryota; Fungi; Ascomycota; Eurotiomycetes; Eurotiales; Aspergillaceae
Product: tellurite-resistance/dicarboxylate transporter family protein
Exons: 1
Coding region: 1-1206 (401 amino acids)
Biological process (GO): malate transmembrane transport
Cellular component (GO): membrane
Molecular function (GO): malate transmembrane transporter activity
Source: RefSeq, a predicted model, not a curated record
AUGUCCAAUCCCGCUCUCCUCGGGGCAGAGUCCUAUGAACUACCUCCCCACUCAUCUCACUCUGAUACACCCAUGAUCGAUACAGAGAAAUUUCAGAAGCCCAUUCGUUUAAACUUUAGCGAUCGACUAAGGCACUUCACAUGGGCGUGGUAUACACUUAGUAUGAGUACUGGAGGCCUGGCUCUUUUGAUUGCCAGUCAGCCAAACAGAUUCAAAGGCCUAGACGAGAUCGGCCUCGCGAUCUAUAUUAUCAACUUAAUCAUGUUUGCCCUUGUCUGUUCACUUAUGGCUGCGCGAUUCAUAAUCCACGGUGGUCUUAUCCAAUCUCUCACACACGAGCGAGAAGGUCUAUUCUUCCCAACAUUCUGGCUUUCUAUUGCAACAAUGAUCACUGGCCUAGAGAAAUACUUCGGAGACGACCCUGCCAAGGCCUUCUCUACUACCCUGGAAGUUCUCUUCUGGAUAUACUGUGUCUGUACCUUCGCUGUUGCUGCCAUUCAAUACUCUUUCGUCUUCUCCUCUGUCACAUAUCGACUACAGACCAUGAUGCCCUCUUGGAUCCUCCCUGCCUUCCCCAUCAUGCUCAGUGGCACAAUUGCUUCCGUCAUCGCCGAACGACAACCUGAUCGCUCUGCAAUCCCCAUCGUUACCGCCGGCAUGACCUUCCAAGGUCUUGGCUUUUGCAUCAGCUUCAUGAUGUACUCUCACUACAUUGGUCGACUUAUGGAAUCCGGACUUCCAAAUCGGGAGCAUAGACCAGGAAUGUUCAUUUGCGUGGGCCCACCAGCUUUCACAGCAUUAGCCCUUAUCGGUAUGGCUCGUGGUUUACCAGAGACCUUUAGUGUCAUGGGUAGCGAAGAUACAGGUGCAGAUGGUCGGAUGCUUGAGAUUCUAGCUCUGGCUGCAGGCUCUUUCCUUUGGGCUCUUAGUCUCUGGUUUUUCUGCAUUGCGCUGAUUGCUGUACUCCGAUCACCGCCAACUGCUUUCCAUCUAAGCUGGUGGGCUAUGGUCUUUCCUAAUACUGGCUUUACUAUCGCUACUAUUACACUUGGUAAUUCUUUUGAGAGCUCUGCUAUUAAAGGGUUUGGUUCGGCACUUUCUGUUUGCAUUAUAUCAAUGUGGCUCUUUGUGUUUGUUAAUCAUAUUCUCGCUGUCAUUCGACAGGAUAUUAUGUUUCCUGGCAAGGAUGAAGAUGUCUCAGACUAG